GGGGAAGUCUCCAGGCUCUGUAGGAUUUGAGCUUAGAAGGGGCCCUUUCUCGAGUCCAAUCUUGAAGUUGGGCGAUGCAGUCUUGAAGUAGUCUCCAUGUGUCCUUGCUGGCAUUAUCAUGAAGGCGCCGGUUUCUUUCCUUCCAGAUUUGGUGAGUUAUGAUCCCAGGGUUGUCAGUGUAGGCAUACUCAGCUUGUCUGAGGGUGUUUUCAAGAUUGACUCUGGUCUUGAAAAUGUUCCCAAAAAUUCCGAUUCGGCUACCCCAUCGUCCAAUUCUCGCCAAGCCGAUCAAUCGGCCUCUGGCCGUAACCCCGGCCGCGCUCCAUCACCCCAGCCGUCGCCGUCGGCCGCGCCUGGCCACAGACGGUGCCGAUUGAGGAAGCAAUUCCCUUCCUCGACUCCGGUAGAUGAGGGCUUGAGGGUUGGAUUGGACGAAAACAUCAUGGCGCUGUGCCAUUGUCAAAUUACUGACCGGGGGUUUGCCGAUGCUACUGAUAUGUUGGUCCCCAACUCUCAUCGGUAUAUCGCCGGUUAUCUGGUCUGGUGCAAAGAUGUAGGGGUGAAACCAACCUUGGACCAUUUCUUAUUCACCUUCAAACUGACCAAGGGCCAUAAGGAUUGGGCGUCCUAUGCCAGCCUUUCCCAGAGAUCCAGUAAACUCUUUGCGAGUGACAAGAAGGGGUCAACCAAAGACUGGAAGCCUUUCUUUGUCUUUGUUUCGACGGGGCCCGAAUCUCCUUUCACGGGUUCAGGGCGCCCUUCCUUCCGCCGCGUCCCAUGCCCCCCAUCUGAUGCCACCCUUUUGUCCAUCACUCGCCAACUUUGCAACAAAGGAGUUAUGAACAUCAAAGAGGUGGUGACAGAGGAAACCCUUGCCGGGUUGGGGUUUGAGUUUGUUCAGGAUGAGCUCCGCCACCAACCCGACCUAUUGAGGGACAACCCUGGGGGGCAUCAGCCUGACCAGCAGAAGGACAUUCCUGAGGAAGUGGAACUACAAGAUCCAGGUGAAGAGAUGGACAGCGAACUCCUGCUCAGUCGCUUCACUGCAGGGAGGAAGAGGAAGAGAGAGACGAAAGGCCAGGGCAAGCGCUCUUCGUCUCACCACGAAGGGAGUCCUUCCCGAGAGCCAGCUGUAAUUGUGGUGGAGGACCAAGAGGAUGCUACUCUGGAGACUGGUACCAUGGCUGGCUAUUCCCCUCCUCGCUCUGUGAGGCCGGGUGGCGACCUCGCUGGGUCGUCACGAGGCGUUGCUUCGGAGCGACCUCCUUCGCCUCCCGCAGUGACCUACGAGGUGGCGACUGGUGGUCGCUGGACGAGACUUUGCAUUCCUCCUCUGCCCCAAAGCUUAGGGGACGUGCAACUGGAGACCCUGAUCACCUUGCCCGCGGAGGACCAAGCCCGCAUCUCGGCCGGUUCUGAGGACGACCUCGAUAAUAUGGUCCUCUUGAGGCUAAGCCAGGCCACGCUAGGGAUGAUCGAGGUGGUCGGUAGGAGACGGGGUCGCCAGGCCACCGCGGAAGCAGCCGAGGCCAAGCAGAAGGAGCUGCAAGAAGAGGUCGCUCGACUCACAAGGGAGUUGGAGGAGAAAGAAAAUCACUGCGCAGCGCUUGCUGUGGAGAAAACUUCCCAAGAGAACCGCUGUGCCGCCCUUGAAGCAGACAAGGUCUCCUUGUCCUUGGAGGUAGAAUCUGUUUCUGCCCGCGUGCUCGAGCUGGAGGGGGAGAAAACUGACCUGAUCCAACAGUUGGAAGUGAAGAGGAGCGACCGAGUCCGCCAUGCAAAGGAAGCGAUAGAAUCCUUUAAGUCCUCUCCUGACUUUACGGUGGUCGCGAUGGAGCGGAUGGAAAAGCUGACGACGGCUUGGCUCGAGACCGAACCUGGGGCCCAAUGGAUGGUCAAGGAGGGCACCAAGUCCUUCAACUAUGGACUCUUCUGCGCCCAACAGGUUUUCCGCGAUAGACUGGCUCGGCUCCCCAAGGGAUUCUCUCUCCCCGACCUUGGCUUCCCUCCUCCCUGCCGCUCCUUGGCCGAGUUCGACCCCAGUCCUUAUCUGGACGGGGGGAGCUCGAGUGCGUCGGAAGAAGAGGAAGAAGAAGAAGUGGAAGGCGGUCAGGGCGACCAGGAUCAGGGGACCAGCUUAGCCACCUCCAAGGUGGGUGAAAAUCCCAGCGCGAGCGUCUAACUUCUCCUGUUGUUCCCCUAGAGUUUUGUAAACAUUUGUUGUUUUUUUUCUUUCCUUUUGUAAUGACUUGUCGUUUUGAUACAAUGCUCCUCCUAUGUUAUUUGACUCGUUGGAUGCAUCAUACGCCUCCGUUCUUCAGCGUUUUACUCUUUUCUCUAGUUUAGUUGAUUCGCAUGUAUGUUCUAGUCUGAGCCCAACUGUAACGCCCUAGAAACCGGUCUAGAAGUUAUUCGCUAAUUAAUUAAAUACUCCCUCCGUCCCCCUAAGAUGUUCUCAUUUUGACUUUUGGUGGUUUUUAAGGAAAGUUGAAAAAAGGUGAAAGUUUACCAUAAUACCCUUAAUGAAAUAUGGGUGGGGUG
Molecule: messenger RNA, 2541 nt
Organism: Cuscuta campestris
Lineage: Eukaryota; Viridiplantae; Streptophyta; Magnoliopsida; Solanales; Convolvulaceae
Source: the annotation of a GenBank genome assembly